Triticum dicoccoides is the source of this 1005-nucleotide messenger RNA. RefSeq lists its product as uncharacterized. The transcript has 3 exons. The coding region runs from base 141 to 845 and encodes 234 amino acids. NCBI's taxonomy places the organism in Eukaryota, Viridiplantae, Streptophyta, Magnoliopsida, Poales, Poaceae. The record is from RefSeq and is a predicted model, not a curated record.
CGCAGCCGCAAAACCCUCGCUGAGUCGUCGCCCUGAUCGCUCGUCAAAUCUCUUCUUCGAUCGCCGGCGGGCGGCACCAUAGGCGACACUGCAGCAGGAACCAGAUAGUUGAGAAGAAACAUAGGGAACUAAUAAAUAGCAUGGCGACCACCAAUGAGUUAUCGAUGAAGCUCCUGAUCGACACCAAGUCUCAGAAGGUGUGCUUUGCCGAGGCCGGCAGCGACGUCGUGGAGUUCCUCUCCGGCCUCCUCUCCCUGCCGCUGGGCACCGUGACCACCCUGCUCACCAAAGAGCGCAUGGUGGGCAGCAUCGGCAACGUGGUCGGCAGCAUGGAGAAGCUGGACGCAAACUACAAGAGCAAGGAGCUGCGCCUCAGCCCGGAAGUUGGCCCUGCCAUGCUCUCCCGCCUGCAGCAGCUGCUGAGCGCGCAGCUCACCAACGGCGAUGUCACACACCGUAACACUAGAAACUCGUACAAUGAGCAUAGCAGUGAAUACGCGGCCGCGAUGCUCGCCCCCGCCAGAGCCUACGGGAACGUGGCUCCCGCCGCAGCAGCCACGACCACGGUGCUGCCUGCAUCCACAUACACGGUCCGGGACGACCUCUCGGUGACGCCGGCGUCUUUUUUCACGAUGAUCCCUAUGCUGGGCAUCACGCGGUUUGCACAGUGCGGCGUCAAGGACUUCAGCGUGAUGCAGGAGAAGACAGUGAAGAUCGGCAAGGAAGAGGCGCUGGGAAUACUCGCUACUUCCCUCAAGUCGAAGACCGUCCUGACUGACGUCUUCCUGCUGAAGAAGAAUGCUCGCUGCAAGAGAGAACCUCCUGAGGAAGUCAUUCAGUUAUGAACGAGUCCACAAACUUAUUGAUAGUGUUACGAGAGAAAGGAGAUAGAUUUCCAUAUGACUUUGUAUUGUUAUUAGUAGUACUUGCUUGUUUAGCCGUGAUGCUUCUUUGGUUUCUGUUGUGAUUCUGCCAAAGUGCAUAUGAAUUAAUACAGGGACAUUU